Molecule: messenger RNA, 693 nt
Organism: Penicillium brevicompactum
Lineage: Eukaryota; Fungi; Ascomycota; Eurotiomycetes; Eurotiales; Aspergillaceae
Exons: 2
Coding region: 1-693 (230 amino acids)
Source: RefSeq, a predicted model, not a curated record
AUGUCUGAAUUGAGCUUUGCGAAAUCAUUCCUGUCCACUUUGGACUCACGACCUAUCAAGCUUCGCGCUGACCAUGUCUUCGACCCAGAGCAGGUUGGAUUGCGAGUUCCUUACACUCUUCCCCGCCUCUCAGCCCCGCAUCCCCCGAUGCCUAAGAAGGUGAAGUCGGCUCAUGCACCUGGCUCCUCCAAAUCUAUCACCGUCCGUGUCAAGUCGGCCCGCAACCCGGCUCUGGACUUCCCUAUUACCAACGCUCCACUAUCCACUACCUCAGUUCAAGACAUUCGGGAUGCUGUGCGAGGUCGCGUCACCGACCCCCAGGGAGGUCAGGUUCCGCUCGAGAAGAUUAAGAUUCUGUAUAAGCGGAAGCCGGUGACUGGAACUGGAAAGACACUUGCCGAGAUGCUAGUAGACGAGCCCACCAUCCUGGCCGGGGGCAAAGAGGUUGAGAUUGGCAUUAUGAUCAUCGGCGGCGCUCAAGCGGUUGAGUCCUCCGCGACGCAGCCAGAGGCACCAGAGAAGCGGGAUGAAUCCCCACCCAAACCUGCUGUUGGGCCAAGCGGCGAAGAAGUGCUGCGGACAGAAGCCUUCUGGGAUGACUUGCAAGGCUAUCUCGAGCAGCGCUUGAAAGAUGAGGCCGAAGCCAAACAUCUGAGAUCUCUAUUUAAAGAUGCAUGGAAGUCCUCGAAUUAG